AGGUACAGUGUGGCAAUGCUGCUCUUGUCGGUCAGUUUUGCUUUUGAAUUUGAUUGUACGAAGGGUUCAUGUUGGCUAAGUCACUAUAACCCAAGGAAGGACGGGACUUUCAUGUUCAAAUAUGUUCCGCAGAAUAUGUAUAUUACCAUUCGUGAACUUGAAUCUUCUGCAAUCGACUAUGAGCUAUUGGAUAGAUUUCCGGGGACAGAGUUGAUGAUCGCACAAUCUCCUGAUGUCAAACGGUUACAAAUUUCUCGUAAUAGUAGGUUGACCAAUCUUGAGAUUAUGGAGACAGGCAUUGUCUCAAUUGAAUGCGAUCUGAAUGAAAAUCUUCGAGAUCUGAAGAUUUUAUCGAGUUCCCUAGAAACGAUCUCACGUUCCAUAAGCAAUUUGAAAAAUUUAGAGAAUCUAACGAUACAAUCAUGCCCGCUUCGUGAGUUAGAUUUGGGAGUGUUUUGUGGCUUAAAGUUCCUGAAGUGUUUAUACUUUGCCAACUCUAAUAUUAAUUCUAUCGUUAGUAGAGUAAAGAAUGCAUCUUGUAGGUUAGCUAUAACUAGUAUAAUUCUGCGAGCAAAUGUAAUACGUGUGUUGAAUCUAGAGUUAUUCAAUCGAUGCGAUAAACUUAAAAAAAUGGAAUUUAAAAAGAAUAAAAUCGAAUUGGUUGCUGGAAGAUUUGCGAACGGGGGCAUUAGGAAUAUCGACUUGACGUGGAAUUUGAUAAGCCAAUUGAAUUUGUGUCAAUGGGAAACACCAUCUUUGGUGGAAUUAACGCUGAAUAUGAACUUCCUGUCAGCUUUACCGGCGUGUAUCGAUAAAAUCAAGAGCUUAGAAACCAUCGACGUGUCGUUCAAUAAUGUUACUCACUUCAAUAGCAGCUGGCUGGAGCCCAUGGAAAAUUUGAUAAAGUUUGAUUUAAGUUAUAAUAAAAUUGCCAGCGCAAUUUUCCACAGCUUUCCCAAAAAACUGAAGAACUUGAAGUUAACUGAAAGUGGAUUGAAGUUGGUAGAUUUGCCAAAUACUCUAGUUUCCAAGUCAGAGGCGAGCUUCCGGCAGUCAACCGAAGUGGUCGAGUGGCGAGUUUUCAUAGCGCAAGCGGUCGUGUGUUUGGCCACGGGCGUUCCGACUGUUCGUUGGCUUCCUCAACCAUCACUCUGGCAUCACGUUUUAAAUAUGGACUAA
Molecule: messenger RNA, 1179 nt
Organism: Anopheles aquasalis
Lineage: Eukaryota; Metazoa; Arthropoda; Insecta; Diptera; Culicidae
Product: chaoptin-like
Source: RefSeq, a predicted model, not a curated record